Molecule: messenger RNA, 1856 nt
Organism: Erinaceus europaeus (western European hedgehog)
Lineage: Eukaryota; Metazoa; Chordata; Mammalia; Eulipotyphla; Erinaceidae
Gene: FBXO25
Product: F-box protein 25
Exons: 11
Coding region: 97-1203 (368 amino acids)
Biological process (GO): protein ubiquitination
Cellular component (GO): SCF ubiquitin ligase complex; cytoplasm; nucleus
Molecular function (GO): protein binding
Source: RefSeq, a predicted model, not a curated record
UGUGGGCGGGGCCUUCGGGGCCAGGGGCGACUUCCGGCAAUAACGUCAGGUGGGGACGCUCUGCCGGUGGUAUCUCGGCCCCGCACCAGGUUAACUAUGCCAUUUUUGGGUCAGGACUGGAGAUCUCCUGGAUGGAGUUGGAUUAAAACAGAAGAUGGCUGGAAAAGGUGUGAGUCCUGGAAUCAGGAGCUCGAGAGUGAGAAUGACCAGCAGCACCAAAUCAGUCACAGCAUUAUCUUAAAUAGUGAUGAUGAAGAAAUAUUCAAUAACGAAGAGCAUGAAUAUGCAUCCAAAAAAAGGAAAAAGGAUCAUUUUAGAAAUGACACAAAUACACAAUGUUUUUAUCGUGAAAAAUGGAUCUAUGUCCACAAAGAAAGCACAAGAGAGAGGCACGGCUAUUGUACUUUAGGAGAAGCCUUUAAUCGCUUAGACUUCUCCAGUGCAAUUCAGGAUAUCCGAAGGUUCAAUUAUGUGGUCAAACUAUUGCAACUAAUUGCAAAAUCCCAGUUAACUUCGCUGAGUGGUGUGGCACAGAAGAAUUACUUCAACAUUUUGGAUAAAAUUGUUCAAAAGGUUCUUGAUGACCACCAAAACCCUCGCCUAAUCAAAGACCUUCUCCAAGACCUGAGCUCCACCCUGUGCAUCCUCAUCAGAGGCAUGGGGAAGUCUGUGUUGGUGGGAAACAUCAACAUUUGGAUUUGUCGACUGGAAACUAUUCUUAGCUGGCAGCAGCAGCUUCAGAACCUGGAGAUGACAAAGCAAGUGAACACGGGUUUGACACUCAGUGAUCUCCCACUGCACAUGCUCAACAACAUCCUGUACAGAUUUUCUGACGGGUGGGACAUCGUCACCCUGGGCCAGGUGACACCCACGUUGUCAGUGCUCAGUGAGGACAGGCGGCUGUGGAAGAAACUGUGCCAGUACCAUUUUGCUGAGAAGCAGUUUUGUAGACAUUUGAUCCUUUCAGAGAAAGGUCAUAUUGAGUGGAAGCUGAUGUAUUUUGCACUUCAGAAGUAUUACCCAACUAAAGAGCAGUACGGAGACACUUUGCAGUUUUGUCGGCACUGUAGCAUUCUCUUUUGGAAGGACUGCCGUCUUGCUUUGUUGUUCAAGGACUCAGGACACCCCUGCACGGCCGCUGACCCUGACAGCUGCUUCAUGCCUGUCUCCCCUCAGCACUUCAUCGACCUCUUCAAGUUCUGACCUGCUCCCCCUUUCCAUGCAGCAGGAAGUGGCCCAGGCCUCCUGUAGCUGCUCGAUGGGAAGAAGGUGGAAGCCCACUCCCAGGUGCUACAGGACAGGGCAGCACUGCUGCCUUCUCAUCCUCAAAAGGGGGCAGGGACCCAAGCAGAAACAUUUCUACUUCCUUCUGUAAAGAAAUUCUUUUGUUCCAGGCAUAUUUAUAAAUAUGCUUCUGAGAUUUCUAGCCUUUUGCUGAACUGACACUAAUGGCCAAGGAUCUGCAUCUUAAGUGUCAAAAGAUCAUUUCUUGGUUUUAUAGUAAUUGGGGUUGGGGGACAAAAACAAUUCUUUGUAAAUAUAUUGUGCAGAAUAUUUAUUUUUCUUAAGAUGUACUUUAACUGAUUGGUUGUGUCCAAAUGACCAUUUUUCUGAAUGCAAAAUCCAUUAGGGAAGUAGCUGCAUGUCCGUGCUGGUGUUUAGCUAAGCCUGUGAUUGUGCCUGUGACUGCUGGUGAGUGGUGCCCAGGACUAAGGGUGUGGCGGCCAUGGGGGUUCACUGUGGACUCACUGGGAGACCAGUCUCCCACCCCAUGUCAGGGCUGCCACUCAACUCCAAACUUCAUUGUACUGAAAUACUUUUAUAAACAAAUAAAUCAUGUUUAUCUACUGAUGUAA